Molecule: messenger RNA, 1614 nt
Organism: Cercopithifilaria johnstoni
Lineage: Eukaryota; Metazoa; Nematoda; Chromadorea; Rhabditida; Onchocercidae
Source: the annotation of a GenBank genome assembly
AUGGAUAAUGUAAGUGGAAGACCGGUUUUUACAUGCGAACAAAUUGACAAAGAAUUGAAACAAGUAGUAUUACUGGACCGAAUUCUUGCGGAAAGUGGUGCUUUGACAUUUAAUCAUUUGAACGAUGUUGUCAGUAAAAUUGAUAAGGGAAAUAAUUUCAAAACAUUGGAUGAUCUGGUAACAUUCAUCGAAAUGCGCUCUAAUGUCUUUGAAGUAUCGUUCGAUCUUGUCAAGAAUCGUUCACAGGAAUUUCGUGAAAUGUUCGGAUAUUUGGUCAACUUUCUAUGUGAUGCCGAUCAAUCAAAGCGUAAUGUGAAAAUUGUAUUUCAAAUUAUCAUACGCUUUAAUGGUAUAGUUAUACACGAAGUUGGAAAUACUGAAGAAAAAAUAUACCAUUUUUUGGAGAAGCACCGAAAGUUUUUCAUUCUAUGCCGAAACGAUAUGGUCAUGCUCAAUCCUACAUGCUUGGAAAUUCCAUCAGCAUGGGAACGUAGAGCUUUACCCACUUAUAAGAAUGCCAUAAGGUAUGAUAAAAGCAUUGUUUUGGAUGGCAUAGGCAAAGUUGUUAGCGCAGUAAGCAGCACGGGAUACAUUAAAAUUGAAAUAAUUCGUGGUCCUUGGACAACUCAAACAGUAUUCGGCUUAAGCAAGAAUGUAUCAAAUGAAGUGAAUCUAGCAAACAAAUAUCCUGUAGGAACAUUAGUGAAAAUUCUGGCCUAUCGAGCAUAUAAGGCAGCUCAUCCUUGGACAGCUAGAAAAGUGGUUUUAGUUGAUGAGCGCGAUAAUAUAUGGUGUGUUGGAGAAACAGGAAGGAUGGACAAAAUGCUUGAAAAAUAUCAAUAUGUGCUGAAAGAUCGCAGUUUAUUCAGUACUGACCAUACAACUGCAGUGAUCGAAGUGGGACAUGACAACAACAUCGUGACUCCAGAAAUUGCCAACAACAAAUCGUUUAAUAGCAGUCCAAAUCGAAAAUGCAUGACAUUUUGGGCUAGAGGCAAUUCGAAUCCACGAUUUAUGAUGAAAUCAGUUAAUGGAGAGGCAGAAGCUGGAAGAUCUAAAAGGAAUUCUGUCGAUACAAAAAUGGAAAUAAACUCGAAUUAUUGCAAGUUUUACAGUGAUGUUAUUCAAGAUGAGAUUAAAAAAGGGCGAGAAGUAGAUGAAUGUUUGCGCAAUGGUCCCAAGACAUUCCGACAGAUAUUCGAUAGACUUAUCGAAGGUGACACUUUUGCUUAUUAUUCCUAUAUGGUUGAUUUCAUCGUUGUUCGCUCACAUCUUUACGAAGUAUUAGAAAACCGUGUUUGGAUGAGAAGUUGCAGAUUUCGUACCGAAAUGCUCAAGUUUCUUCGUUAUAUCGAUGAAAAAUCCAAGGAAAACAUCACCAUAAAUACGUUGCGUAAAUUGAUUAAUGCUAAUGAUGGUGAUUUCAUGCAGGAAUUGUUGAGUUAUGCUGAAAAUGCGGAUACAUUUCUGAAAUUCAUCGAAAAGCAUGUGUCACUCAUAGAAUUAGCCGAAGCUCUCGGUGAGCAAUUCGUCUUCUUAAGAGGCACUUAUAUUAGCCAUUGCAACAUUUUUAUACCUAAAUUUCACUUCCCACGAUCUCUUUCUAACUACUGA